This is a messenger RNA of Fusarium subglutinans, 1908 nucleotides long. RefSeq lists its product as uncharacterized. The transcript has a single exon. The record is from RefSeq and is a predicted model, not a curated record. The coding region runs from base 1 to 1908 and encodes 635 amino acids. NCBI's taxonomy places the organism in Eukaryota, Fungi, Ascomycota, Sordariomycetes, Hypocreales, Nectriaceae.
AUGCGUCUUGAUCUCAUUCUUCUUGUGGGCUUCGCUGGGCCAUUAGCAGCAAGUCCUCCCUCCCUGGACCACUACAAGAGCUUCCAUAGGUCAUGGGCAUCUGCUUCUACCAGACUGGACAGCGUAAUCGCUGAAUUGCCCACUCAAGGGACCGUCCCUCCUGGAGCUGCAGCCUCUACCGCCAGCAACGGCAACGCCAACGCCAACGGCACUGUUGCUGUGCCUGAUGCCUGCUCCUGUGACACCUGCUCCUGUGACCCCAGCUGCUGUGGCAGCAAGGCGCCUGCUACCUCGGCAGCCUCAGCCUCGGCCUCAGCUGGACCUGUCACCUCAGCAUCAACAUCAGCACCACCACCAACUGUAGUCACUGCGACUUCUACUCUCACCACUUCUGCUACACCCUCUUCUGGCGAAGUCGAGAGUGGCAGCACCUCUGUUCCAGCGGCUUCUUCGACUGUUAACCUACGCGCGACGACAACAACCACAACUGUUACGAUGACCAGGCCAGCUUCAACCGCUGCAGCCGACCCUGCCUUCACCACUAAAGGCUCUCAUCACCACCAGGCCCAUGCUUCUAAUGGCGAAGCACACAGGUCCGACGAUGGUUGGGACUCUCUCCAUCGUGAACUUGGCUCCACUAGAAUGUCCAAGCUGCUCCGUCGCCACAAAUCCAAGAAGAUCAAACGCUCGUCUCUGAAAGACAAAGAAAUGGAAGUGCGGUAUCUCGAGGGACAAAGUGCGAGUUUGUGGAAAGCGGCACAUAGUUGGGGAAAAGUGCUUCGGCAUUACGAGGCACAGGUCGAAAACAUAAGUGGAAUGCGUAGAAGCGUCAGUGUCGAGUCUAGCGCUGAGGCAGAGGAGAUCAUUGACGAGAUGCGGCUUGUUCUAACCCAUAUUAAGUCGGUGAGCGAUCGAGCUCAUCUUUAUGCACGCAUACAAGACAAAUGGUUGCUUGACGCCAAGAAGGAGCUUAAGACUGCCCAGCGGGAAAAGAAGGAGCUUGAGAUUGCCCAGUGGGAAAAGGCAGCGAAAGAGGUACACGGCUUGAGCCAUGAGGAAAUUCUUCGCAAAGAGGAUUUUGGGAAGCAUGCUUCAAGCCACAACCUUAGGGCACGUUCAGAAACCAAAGAUGCCGGGGAGCAUGACAAGCAGAAGAAGGAGAAGCAGGAGAAAGAGAAGCAGGAGAAGGAGAAGCAAGUGAAGGAGAAGCAGGACAAAACCGCCAAACACAAAGACGAAAAGGUUCACGACAACAAGAAAGACAACAAGACCGAUGCUACCAAAGAAGAGACUGCUGAGAAGUCCGACCUUGACAAGUACGAAGACGCUCUCUACGGAAGCGUUGGAGAACAGAUCAAGAAGAAUCUCGGGAACGAUAAGAGCAAAGGUCACCACUCCCUCACUAUUGAGAAGGGAGAGAAGCCUGCUUACAUGAUCACCAAGGAGUUCAGGGUCUACAAGUGCGACGGUGAGAAGGGCUGCAAGGAGGACUUUGGACCAGUCGAGGAACAGGCCAAGGACGAGGACGCGGACGCGAAUGCAGAGAAGGAGAAAGGCAAAGAGAAUGAGGUCGAAAAGGAAGAAGAGAAGGAUUCGCACGAAGAAGAAGACGGUCCUUCUCUGCUUGCCGAUGGUGACGAGGCUGAGCAGCUGAAGCGCCUCCAACAGCUCUACAUGCAAUGGCGUGGCAUGCUCGUCGAGGCUAUUCGCAAGGACCUCGACCCGAUCCUCAAGAACGAUAAGUUCCCGGAGGAUACCCAGAUGGCAUCGCAGCAUAUGAAAGGGGAUGAAAAGGAACAGCGCAAGCGACUGAGCCUCAUGUACAUGAACUAUCGCCACAUGCUUCUUGACAAGUUCACCGAGCUGCUCGAUCCGAUUCUUCACGCCAAAAACCAAAAGACCGGCUGA